AUGAACCACGUUAUCAUUCAAAGAUUCGCCAACCCGCUAGGAUCAUUAAACUGGUUGAAUCGGGUUGCGGUGGUUAUAACGGUCAUUAUCGCAUUAGAGCUGUGGACAACAAAAGCGCCGAUUAUGCUCGUCUAUGUCCGACUUUUUGGCAUCAAAAAGUGGCUCGAAUACGUCUGCUAUACUAGUCUUGCGAUUUCAGGCUUGGCUUAUAUCUGCGCCAUGUCACCCACCUUCAUGCGAUGUGACCCUAACGCCAAAUCGGCGACUCUCGAAGACCUUGGAUACUGCACCACAGGCACUACCCUGACGGGGGUCAUUUCUGGGUUCAUCGCUCUAGCCCAGGAUGUGUUGAUCUUUGUCUUGCCCAUGCCUCUCGUCUACCAGCUCCACCUUCGACCCGCGAAGAAGCUAGCCGUGGGCGCGGUCUUUUUCAGCGGUAUUCUUGGGAUUGCGGCCUCCAUCGCGUCACUUUAUUUCAAAUAUCGGGCAUACAAGGGAGCGACAUCGGACACUCUCUCUACCAUGCUCUGCGCGUAA
Messenger RNA from Aspergillus affinis, 537 nucleotides. RefSeq lists its product as uncharacterized. The transcript is spliced from 4 exons. The record is from RefSeq and is a predicted model, not a curated record. Bases 1 to 537 code for a protein of 178 amino acids. Lineage: Eukaryota; Fungi; Ascomycota; Eurotiomycetes; Eurotiales; Aspergillaceae.